Lineus longissimus is the source of this 1386-nucleotide messenger RNA. RefSeq names its product N(4)-(Beta-N-acetylglucosaminyl)-L-asparaginase-like. The transcript has 8 exons. Gene Ontology annotation, biological process: protein deglycosylation. The coding region runs from base 45 to 1115 and encodes 356 amino acids. Lineage: Eukaryota; Metazoa; Nemertea; Pilidiophora; Heteronemertea; Lineidae. Gene Ontology annotation, cellular component: lysosome; cytoplasm. The record is from RefSeq and is a predicted model, not a curated record. Gene Ontology annotation, molecular function: beta-aspartyl-peptidase activity; N4-(beta-N-acetylglucosaminyl)-L-asparaginase activity; asparaginase activity.
AUCGUCGCACGCCAGCUGACAAGGGGUGUUGUCUGACAUGUCUGAUGUUUCCUAGCAUGAAUUUCAAAUACUUUAUUCUGUUUACUUGUGGACUAGUGUCUGUUGUUGCACAAGGUCACGUUAAGAUAGCACAACAUGUUGGUAUGCUCCCUAUGGUUAUCAAUACUUGGGCUGCAGGAAAGGUCCCUCAGGCAACAGAAUCUGGAUGGAAGGUGCUGUCGCUGAAAGGUCCUGCUUUGGAUGCGGUACAAAUGAUCGGCAGCACAUGCGAGUGGUUACAGUGUAGAGGAAGGGUGGGAUGGGGUGGUAGCCCUGAUGAGAGUGGAGAAACAACUUUGGAUGCCAUGAUAAUGGAUGGUGGUUCUCAUGAUGUAGGGGCAGUAGGUGACCUCCGUCGAGUGAAGAAUGCAAUAGGAGUUGCCAAGGAUGUCAUGGAAUUUACCACCCAUACCAUGCUGGUUGGCGACUCUGCAACCAAGUUUGCAGUGUCCAUGGGUCAUACAGAGGAAGAUCUCCAUUCAAAUAGUUCUCGACUGGAGUGGAAAAAAUGGCUGUCUGGUAAUUGCCAGCCGAAUUUCCGCCAGAACGUUGAACCAGACUCGAAGCAGUCCUGUGGGCCUUACAAACCAAAAUUCCCAUCAACACCACAUCAUCCCACUGGCCAUCUAGAUCCAAGCAACCAUGAUACCAUUGGUAUGAUGUCAGUUGACAGUCAUGGCAACAUUGCAGCUGGCACCUCAACCAAUGGACUGAACCAUAAAAUUCCAGGGAGGGUUGGGGAUUCACCUAUCGCUGGAGCUGGAGCCUAUGCUGAUAACGCGGCAGGAGCAGCAUCCUGUACAGGUGAUGGAGAUGUCAUGAUGAGGUUUUUACCAAGCUAUCAAGCCGUGGAGAGUAUGCGGCAAGGCAUGAAUCCUUCUUCAGCAGCAACAGAUGCCAUCAAAAGAAUUGUCAAGUUUUAUCCUAAAUUCUCUGGUGCUAUCAUUACAGUGAACAAGACUGGGUAUUAUGGUGCAGCAUGCAAUGGGUGGCCAAGUUGGCAGUACUGUGUCUUCAAUCCGAAAAGCCCUACCGUUCAGAUUUAUAAUAUCACCUGCAGUGGAAAUACCUCAUAAUUGAGCUUGUUAGAAAAACUCAAUUGGUGCUAAACAAGUUGAAAUGUGCCAUAUACACAUGUACUAUAAAUUGCUUCAUGAUUCCUUGCAGCCGAAUUUAGGCUACAGAUAUGCUUUAAAAUUCAGAUGUUUUGAUGUGAUGAUUUUAGAGAGUGAUUUUGCUCAUAAUAUUUUGAUACCAGUAGUUCUCUCUAGCUUCUGUACAAAAAAAUAUGUCUGUAUAUAUGUAUUUAUGUGCUGUUGUAUUUUCUGAAUAAACUUUAAAAAUUCA